AAUCCUCCUGUCAGGCACAACAACACAGAGCAAAGAGUCAGCUGCAGCUUGAGCUUCCCGCUGCUCUGCUUAUUUAUCUCCGCUGUUUGUUUGAAUUUUUUUUUUUUUUAUUAUUGUCGUCGAUGGUUUGUGCUUCACCAGGGCCCGGACUCAAGCGCUGUAGGCGACAGUAGCGGGUCAAAUGUUUCCACCCUGACGUUUCAGGGAUACAUAAUGAAUAUGGGCAUCACCCCUUCAGAGAUAUCUUCCUCCUCCUCUGCCUGACUGGUCGGCCGCCUCUUCGGUAAUCUAAUUCAGGAGAUCAUCUUUUCAACCCAUCCUGAGGUUACACCAUCAAGACGGCGUUAUCUCAGAAAGCCAGCCCGGUGGCGGUGAAGAUGACCACGGCACGGUACCGUCCCACAUGGGAGCUGGCCGUGGACCCCCUGGUCUCAUGUAAGCUGUGCCUUGGAGAGUUCCCUCUGGAGCAGAUGACCACCAUCACACAGUGCCAAUGUGUCUUCUGUACACUGUGCCUGAAGCAGUAUGUGGAACUCCUGAUCAAAGAAGGCCUUGAAACUGCAAUUAGCUGUCCAGACUCUGCCUGUCCCAAAAGAGGGCACUUGCAGGAGAAUGAGAUUGAGUGCAUGGUGGCCACGGAGAUGAUGCAGAGAUACAAGAAGCUUCAGUUUGAAAGGGAGGUGCUGCUGGAUCCGUGCCGGACGUGGUGCCCUUCCUCGACCUGCCAGGCCGUGUGCCAACUCAAAGAAGCAGAUUCUCCGGCUCUGCCCCAGCUGGUCCAGUGUGCUGUGUGUGCCCUCGAAUUCUGCUCAGCCUGCAAGGCCAACUGGCACCCCGGGCAGGCCUGCCAGGAGAACAACCUGCCCAUUACCUCCUUCCUGCCAGGAGAGAACAGCUCUUUCUAUAAGAAUGAAGAGGAUGAUGCACCAAUCAAGCGCUGCCCUAAAUGUAAGGUCUACAUCGAGAGGGACGAGGGCUGUGCACAGAUGAUGUGCAAGAACUGCAAACAUGCCUUCUGCUGGUACUGUCUGGAGUCCUUGGAUGAUGACUUUCUCCUGAUCCACUAUGACAAAGGACCCUGUCGAAACAAACUGGGCCACUCCAGGGCGUCUGUUAUCUGGCACAGAACGCAGGUUGUGGGGAUCUUUGCUGGCUUCGGCCUGCUCCUGCUAGUUGCCUCCCCCUUCCUCCUCCUGGCCACUCCCAUCGUCCUCUGUUGCAAGUGCAAGUGCAGCAAAGGCGAUGACGACCCGUUGCCAACCUAAGAACGCCAUCGGAGUUGGAGCGGAGAGCCGCUACAAGGAUGGGCCAUCUUUUUUUGUCCUUUUCACCCCCUUUUUACAUUCUUUUCCUCCCACCAGCUUUGAGAGCUUCAUUUUUUGGGCUGAGCCUGCACCAGCCCCAGCUGCUUUGGGAUCCAUUGCUCUGCAUGAGGGGAGGCAUGGUAGAAGAUCGACCCUACACGAUGGGCUGAGGAGAGGGUCAAAGUUCAGCGGAGGUCACACUUGUUUAGGGACCACUGUUGGGGAUGUGGAGGAUAUCUGCGCCACUCAGCUGUGGGUUACUGCGAUGUCGCAUUUUGGCGGGUCACUACAAAGAAACGGCGAGUCGGCGUUAAGAAAUGCUUUUCUCUUGUAUGGACAAUGUCAUGCAGGAGCCAUCUUUCGAAAGACCUUUUUACUUUCUCGCUUUGUUUCGUUGGUUUGUCAUACGCAGCAAAAGCUUUCCCCCCGCCACCACCACCACACUCGAUGUAGCUCUACAUGGUUCAGUCAGUAGCAUAAUAGAGUCGCACCACGCAUGUUUGGUGUUCACUCGAUUUGCACACAGAACAUGAUUUCUUUGUCAUGUUUGCGACUGAGGUAGAGAUGGGAGGCUACUGUCACUCUCAGCUCAAUGUACAGCACGUCCUCUUGAUGAUGUCAAUGUUUUAUAAUCUUGCGCUUUUAAUAGAACUGUGCUCAGAGUAGUGUCUAUGUGUUGUACUUUAGAGUGUUUUCCAACUGUUCCGCAGACAUAUUAAGGGGGAUUGCCACUCAAAUCCCAAAAAUUAUACAUUUUUUUGUUAUGAUAUGCUUACAAUGGUAACUAGAUUAAUUAUCAGCUCACAUUUUAUACCCCAAACUUCUUUUUUUCCAUUAUUUAUCCUAUCACAAAUGGGUUAUCUUUGAAACACCUCUAAAUUGAAUCAUUUAUAGAUGUAAACGUACAUAAAUUUCCCAAAUUGAGUGGCGCUCCCCUUUAAGUUUAGCAUUAAGUCUAUCAAACUUUGUAUCCACAUGUUGUGGAACCAUUUUAAUACUUCACUUAAAGAGAUGUCACGACUGCAAUUCUCAGUCCCUUGGUGGUGGUUGAGCAAAGUAGAAAUUACUAGCCUUAUAUUGAGAAUAGCCAAAAUCAGGCAUUUCCCCCCUUGUGCAUUAAAAAAAAGAGUAAAAAGUCAAAUCAAAAUAAUCCCAGGGAAAGCAUGUUUAAAGGCGUUUUUAAAGCAUUACAGUCAGUGAAGCCCUUUAUAUUCUGAUGAUUCUAUGAUGUCAUCCAUAUGCCACUCUGUUAAUAGCCAUAAUGUUAAAAAAAAAAAAGUUAAAAAAAAAAAAAAAAAAAAAAAAAACAAUCCUAAAAUGAUGUUCUUUGUGACAUAGGGCUUGUAUUUUCUAAGUCUCUUUGAGCCGGAGAGCUGAUCAGCAUCAAUCCAACCCUCAUCCUGAAUGAUCUUAGGAGAAAAAAAACAGAUCAGGGCUCCCACUUUCGGAGACUUAACAAAUACCUGCUGGCCGAAAUUGCAAACUUGCAUACGUUAGUGGUCAGAGUGUCGAUGUUUUGUUUCAUUUUGUUGGUAGUUAGACCUCCAACAACAAGCAGCUAUUCCUUGCAGGGAUGUCAGAAAAAAAAAAGCCUAUAGAGUAAAUCUAAAAAGAAUGUUCAACUUUUUGGGCACAUGAAUAUAAAGCUGCUCUGUACUAUAUCACUUUAUCUAUGCAAGUUUGUACAUUACCAUUCUUAUAAGGUUAGCGAUUUGUCACAACGAUUAUGUCGCGAGAGCUGCAGAAUGUCACAAUACAUGUGCAUAUCAUGGCUUUAAUUUAAUCAGGGAAUUAUUCAGAAAAUAUCCAUUUUAUUUUCAUCAUAUAUGUCGCAACUAUUUAUUUGACUUUGUUUGCAGGACAGAAUUUGGCCAUUUUUAAAAAUUUUAUUUGUUGAUGUCUUUAUUUUCGUGAGGAAAUUUCUUUUUAGUUAAAUAAUUUCUCGAAGCCAGUCCGUUGUUAAGUCGGUAAAGGAAAAAAAAGUUAAAACCAUUUUUAAACUGAUUAUUUAGAAAAAAUUUCCUGUGUGGGGGCUUUCUUAUCAGUUUGUCAUCACUUCCAGUUAAACAGAUUUAAGUUUUGCUACCGUGCAUAGCCAUUCUGAUGUUUUCAAUAAGCCAUUUACUUUAUCCCUUCCCUCCUGGUGUAACUCUCCAGUGUUCAUGUAGCAUUUCAUAAGAAGUGUGGCUACAGUUACCAAAAAAAAAGAAGUGGUCAGUAGUAAACAUGAGUAGCUAAUCGAAGCUAAACAGUAGCUAAUCAUCUGCAAUGCCCACCUGUCUUCGCAAAUUUAGCUCAGAUAUUCAGUAUAAAAACUACCAUUGUUAGUAGCCUUAAAUUUCUAGUGCUUUACCCGUAGCUUGUGUUGCUUUCACUGACCUCACCUACUGUACAAGCAUGAUAAUUUGAUAUCAAAGCCAGAUCCACUUUCUACCUUUUGUUCCAUCCCUAGAAAAAAGUUAAAUUCCUGAAGCUUUUGUUGUUUUUAUGACAAUCGUGCCAAGCAGAUUUCCUGGAAGGGAUAAGGAAACUGAGCUGUCUAAUGUAUGUGCAUUUUGACCAUGUAUUUGUAAUGUAUAACAGUUUUUACAGGGUGGAGAGGGGAAAAAAAAAGAUAUUUUAAUGCUUCUUUAUGUGAGCGCUGCACUGUAUAUGAGUUUCAUUGUUUUACUUCUUGAUAUGAUCUGUGAUGUGUGUGGUUUGGUGCCUGCUGUUUUUAAUGGAGGACUUUAGCAGCCAAAAAAUCCAUUUCAGCUCAACAGAAUACAUCUAAUAGUAACUGUACUUUUAAAGGGUUUUCACAAUUUGAUGCAUCCAGGGGUCUGAUAUCACCAGAAAUAAAAUGAGAAAAAUGUUCAGUUUAACACAAAAAAUUUACUACUAUCAAAGUCUCAAGCAGGAGCAAAUUUUACAUGACAUUUUUAUUUAUAUUUCGCUGAAUAGGUUUAUAUUAUGCAAUUAAUAUAAGGGCCAAACAGGACACACAACAAUCACUGCAGUGUCACAUUGCAUAAUUAGUUAUUUUUCAGGAUCAUAUAACCACUUCACACAGAUGAAUCAUCAGCACAGGUGUUGGAAGAACAGGAUGAUUUGAGUUUGGAUAUUUGGCCCCCGAAUGGGAAGCAAGUUCCUUUUACAAAUGGUCCAAGAUCUACUUUGCAACUAUCCCUCAGAUUCAUUUUGGUUAUGAGCAGCGAUUUAUAUUUUAUAACUUUCUUGUGUCAAGAGAUGAAGCUGCAUGAUUUUUCUCUGACUUCUACAUAUUCAAUAUUACAAUACUGUAGCUUCUAAAGAUCUUUGGAAUGGUAGCUUUGACAAACUCAUCUUCCAACUGUUUGGUGUUGUUUUUUUUUCCUCUGUUUCCUUUGUUUAUAAAAUUGAUGUUCAGCCAUUUAAUAUACAAUGUGUGACCAGCCUUCCUAUGUUUAGUAGGUGGGCUUCAUGUGUCUGUUACUUUUCUCUAGAUUUUUUGUUUUUUACACUCACAUUACACCAUAGUUUGUGUAUUUGUAUUAUCUGUUUAAAAGAGCGGAAUUCUACAGGCCUGAUUGGUCAACCGAUUAUUAAUUGCAACUAAUUAUCAGUCACCUCAGUAAGUGGAGGAACUGCUGUCUGUACGCAAGACGUCUGUAUUUAGAGAUGGUGAACGGUGUCUCUAGUUUCAUCUGUAGUUGAAAGUUAACCGACCUGGGUGAUAACGAAGAAAUCGACAUUGUAAAAUGGCAUAUUUGAAUCAGUUCUGUACAACUUUAGAAUCGGCAUCUCAGUAUAUCUACGGUUCCACUAACACUGUGACACCAGGUAUUAAAGGUUGUUGUUUUUUGUGA
This is a messenger RNA of Amphiprion ocellaris (clown anemonefish), 5131 nucleotides long. RefSeq names its product ring finger protein 144aa (gene rnf144aa). Gene Ontology annotation, biological process: ubiquitin-dependent protein catabolic process; protein polyubiquitination; positive regulation of proteasomal ubiquitin-dependent protein catabolic process. NCBI's taxonomy places the organism in Eukaryota, Metazoa, Chordata, Actinopteri, Pomacentridae. The transcript has 8 exons. The record is from RefSeq and is a predicted model, not a curated record. Gene Ontology annotation, cellular component: cytoplasm; ubiquitin ligase complex; Golgi apparatus. Gene Ontology annotation, molecular function: ubiquitin conjugating enzyme binding; zinc ion binding; ubiquitin protein ligase activity. The coding region runs from base 378 to 1265 and encodes 295 amino acids.